UCGUGGAUUUUAUCGUGAGUAUAAUCAUACACGAAAAUAAUAUUAGUUCAAUCAAUAGAUUUAUUUGUAAUAUGAAAUUAGUGUUCAAGACGACGCGCCUAGGUGGGUGCCUAGGCGCGAUUACUUGCUGGGCAUGGAGGAAACGUGGAGAAUUGGUCUGGGAGGAUGACCUGGGUGCACAAAACGCAGAAUCAAGCAGCAAAACGCCUAGGCGGCGAUUAGGCGUUGGGAAUCACGAUUCCCAUCUGUUGGAGACGCCGAGGGGAGAGCAGCAGCCGCAACGAGCAACCGGCGCCGUCCUCCACGCGAGCGACCAGCCACACUGUCCUCGCCGUUAGACUCGCCAUCGACCAGCGUCGCCGUCCUCGCCGCCAGACUCGCCAUCGACCAACGCCGUUCUCGCCUUCGUCCCGCCGGUCGUCCUCGCCCUCUCUCGCCGGUCGCCAUCAUCGAUACACCACAGCGGGUCGGCGACCAGGUGAGAAUGGUUUGGAAUUUUUUGUUCUGUCAUAUGUGGUGGGUAGUUGAUUGAUGGUAGGGAUGAGAUUUAGGGAAUAGAAUGGAGUUAAUUGG
This is a messenger RNA of Linum trigynum, 573 nucleotides long. The record is from the annotation of a GenBank genome assembly. NCBI's taxonomy places the organism in Eukaryota, Viridiplantae, Streptophyta, Magnoliopsida, Malpighiales, Linaceae.